AAGAUAAAAACGAGCCCCAAGAAUCACUCAACAUCGAGCACGAAGGAUCGUUCCUGAUCGAUACAAGUAAAGAAUUGAUCGAUGCAAGGAUCCAGAGCAGCAUGGCGAUUCACAAUUCAGGGGAGUUCAAAAUAAGCGAAAGGUUGUAUUCCCCGCACACCUGCAAGGACAGUUUGGACAAAAGCACUACUGUCCAGCUGAUCCACCAGACUUCUUGAACUAUGAAGGGGUUUAGUGUCAGACAUUCACACUCCGGCAUGUGAUUCCAGGGAUGGCCAUCAAAUUCCUUCCAAUUCCCUCGAGCUUGAAAUUACCACCCACAAACUCCCAUUUCCUCCAAACCUCUCCUAAACCUCUUCUGAAUUCCCUCCGUUUCCCGUUCGAUCUCUAUUCCAGAAUCCACUCCCCAAAAGCUUACGUUUCUCAUCUCCAACUGCCUCAAUCCUGUCCCAGUAACCAAACGCCCCACGAUUUAAGCCAGGCCCAGGAAUCCAUCUCCGACUUCCUCCAAGAACAGGGACUUUCCUUGGAGGAAUCCCUCUCAGUUGCCUCCAAUUGCCCGAGGUAUGUCAAGAUGCUGGUAGACAGCAUUAGGGAUUUGGAAGAAUGGAAUUCUUUGAAUAAUUCUGGCGAAUGUGAAGGAAAGAAAUUGGGGUUUAAGAAGAUGGUGAUCUCUAUGGCCAAGGAGAAGGGUGAUAAUGGCAAAGUUGCCUUCUUGGAGAGUCUGGGUUUGAGUCUAUCCUCUGCCAUUGGUGUUGCACGUUACUUGUCCUCGGAACCACUCCCCGCUCUUAAUCACAAGGUUAACUAUAUGAAGGAAAUAAUCUUUUCUGGCUGUGAUAAUAAAGAACUAAUCGAGAGAAAGGCUCGGAGCAUGAUGACAAAUUUGUCAAUCCCUAUUGACGAAGAUGUGCAGCAAACCUUAUCCUUCUUUGAAAAGAUUGAAGCUAGGCGCGGAGGUUUAGGCAUGUUGGGCUCAGUAGAUGCAACUUUCAGGUGUCUAGUUGAGUCUUUCCCACGCCUUUUGUUGCUGCCAGUGGAAUCCCAUUUGAAACCAAUGGUUAAUUUUCUUGAAACAGUCAGAAUUUCCAGGAGAUUGUUGGGAAACAUACUUCUAUUAUUUCCACCCAUCUUGUUUUGUGAAAUUCAGGAAAUUAAAAGAAAAGCUUUGGCUUUAAAUAAGGUACAAAAGGUUGGUGCAGUGCAUGACAAUGUUGGUAAAAUGUUGCUAAAAUAUCCAUGGAUUCUUUCAACAAGCAUUCAAGAAAACUAUGAGCAAAUUCUUUCUCUUUUCAGUGCAGAAAAGGUGCCAAAAAUGAGUGUUGAUCAAGCAAUUCAAAGCUGGCCUCAUUUAUUAGGCUGCUCAACAUGCAAACUUAAGUUGGGGGUGGAUCUGUUUUAUGAGUUAGGUGUUAAAGACAAGAAGUUGGGUCGGGUUAUUGCUAAGAGUCCCCAAUUACUACUACGAGAACCUCAAGAAUUGCUACGGGUAAUUUUAUUUUUGGAAGAUCUAGGUUUUGACAGGGUAACUGUUGGGAAGAUACUUUGCCGUUGUCCUGAACUUUUUGCUACCAACAUUGAAAAAACUCUGAAGAGCAAGGUUGAAUUCCUCACUGAGUUUGGUAUUUCAAAAGAUCAUCUUUCCCGAGUCAUCAAAAAAUAUCCAGAGCUUCUUGUGUCUGAUGUGGAUAGAGCCAUGCUUCCUCGAAUCAGGUACUUGAUGGAGAUUGGGAUUUCAAAGAGAGAUGUAGUUUUCAUGGUCCGUAGGUUUUCUCCAUUACUAGGGUACAGUAUUGAGGGGGUGCUAAGACCCAAGUAUGAGUUCCUUGUCUACACCAUGGAAAAGCCAGUUAGGGAUCUUGUUGAGUACCCAAGAUACUUCAGUUAUUCUCUGGAGAAGAGAAUAAAACCCAGAUUCUGGGUACUAAAGGGAAGAAAUAUUGAAUGUAGCUUGAAAGAAAUGUUGGCUAAGAACGACGAGGGUUUUGCAGCCCAGUUUAUGGGUGUUGAAAGGAUGCUUGUCCCACCUUCCUCUUCUCAUCAAUGAAUUGAAUAUCAAAGUGCUUGUGAUAUAAAUUUCCUGUUCGUAACUAACAGAUAACAGCUUUAAAGCAGGGAGGGUGCUUAAGGGAACUGUGAUUCUCACACUUCUAGCGAUUUUCUCACUGAGCAUUGGGAAGGAGUCAGUAGCAUAAAUAUCAGAGUAAAUGGAAGAACGGGUCAGUUCGGUAUGAAAUAUCACGGGAAAUUUGGCCUUGUGCCACUAGCAAAAGCUCCCCAUUUGCCCUUCAACUUUUUGAGUUCGAAGCAUUUCACCCCUCACAAUUCAAUAUGA
Rubroshorea leprosula is the source of this 2335-nucleotide messenger RNA. The record is from the annotation of a GenBank genome assembly. NCBI's taxonomy places the organism in Eukaryota, Viridiplantae, Streptophyta, Magnoliopsida, Malvales, Dipterocarpaceae.